Messenger RNA from Morus notabilis, 1046 nucleotides. Its product is annotated as vacuolar protein sorting-associated protein 2 homolog 3. NCBI's taxonomy places the organism in Eukaryota, Viridiplantae, Streptophyta, Magnoliopsida, Rosales, Moraceae. The coding region runs from base 208 to 846 and encodes 212 amino acids. The record is from RefSeq and is a predicted model, not a curated record. The transcript is spliced from 11 exons. Gene Ontology annotation, biological process: endosome transport via multivesicular body sorting pathway; late endosome to vacuole transport; protein transport. Gene Ontology annotation, cellular component: multivesicular body; ESCRT III complex.
AACUUUGGUGAAAAAGUUUUUGAUAUUUACGCGGAGUCCCUACAUAUAAAUUCAUGACGAAAAAGCCACAAAACUUCUUGCGAUAUUUCUUCCACCUCAAGGCUUCGAGCUCUCUGUUUUCAAUUCAUCUCUUAUAGCUCCUUAAAAGAUUUUCAAUUAAGUUAAGAAUCUCUGCAAUUUUUGUUUUGGGAACAAUCACCGGAAGCCAUGAACAUAUUUUCGAAGAAACCCACUGCCAAAGAGGCUCUUCGGGAGAGUAAGAGGGAGAUGUCAAAUGCUGCCAGAGGUAUAGAGAGGGAAAUUGGAGCGUUGCAAUUAGAAGAAAAGAAGCUUCUUGCUGAGAUAAAGAGAACUGCUAAAACAGGGAAUGAUGCAGCAACGAAAACUCUGGCCCGGCAGUUGGUCAGACUAAGGCAACAGAUAUCCAACUUACAAAGUAGUCGAGCUCAAAUGAGAGGCAUAGCAACUCAUACACAGGCAAUGCAUGCUCAUUCUUCAGUUGCUGUUGGAAUGAAGGGUGCCACUAAGGCAGUGGCAGCUGUGAAUAAGCAAAUGGCCCCUGCAAAGCAAGCGAAGAUCGUUCAAGAUUUUCAAAAGCAGUCUGCGCAAAUGGAUAUGACUACGGAGAUGAUGUCUGACGCAAUAGAUGAUGCCCUGGAUGACGAUGAAGCUGAAGAAGAGACCGACGAGCUGACAAACCAGGUGCUAGAUGAAAUUGGUGUGGAUAUCGCUUCACAGCUUUCAGCGGCUCCAAAAGGAAGAAUUGCGAGAAAAACGACUGAGGACGCUAGCAGUUCCGGUAUUGAUGAGCUUGAGAAGAGGCUGGCAGCUCUCAGAAAUCCAUGAACUGCAGAUUGGCACCCUUUGUUAUCGCACAUAGCUCUGCACGACUGUACAUGUAAAUAUUUUGCCCAUUACUUUACGCAUUUAGGCUUGUAUUGUUAUGCAAACAUUUUGCAUCUUUAGAUAACGUUGCUGGCUAUUUUUAGCAAAUGCUACUGUAUACAUUCAAUGAGAGAUAUUGUGUGUUUGUUUCAUAAGUUCAA